Messenger RNA from Drosophila takahashii, 601 nucleotides. It is a transcript of the gene Trmt112, whose product is annotated as tRNA methyltransferase subunit 11-2. The record is from RefSeq and is a predicted model, not a curated record. Gene Ontology annotation, biological process: tRNA methylation; rRNA (guanine-N7)-methylation; peptidyl-glutamine methylation. Gene Ontology annotation, molecular function: protein heterodimerization activity. NCBI's taxonomy places the organism in Eukaryota, Metazoa, Arthropoda, Insecta, Diptera, Drosophilidae.
UAGAAAGAAGAAGAAGGAAUACAACGUGCACCGCAUAUAAUUUUAAAAACAUUCUAAUUUACUCGAAUUUGUGGUAUAAAUACAGUAUUUAAAAGCCAUAAAAUGAAGCUCAGCACCUACAAUUUCCUCACCUCCAUGGCGAUUAAAGGUGUAAAGGUGGGAUUCCCCCUAAAACUAACGAUAGUCAAAAAGGAAGUGGUGGAGAGCGAGUUCAAUCCCACCUUUGUGGAGAGAAUUCUUCCCAAAUUGGACUGGUCAGCGGUCUACGGAGCUGCACAGGUGGCGGAACUCACAGAGGACAUUCCCGCCGUGCAGCCGGAGAAUAUUGGGGAGAAUGAGCUGCUCCUGCAGAAGCUCCACCACCUGCUCUUCGAGAUCGAUGUCCUCGAGGGUCAGCUGGAGUGCCCGGAAACAGGACGGGUGUUCCCCAUCACCGACGGCAUACCCAACAUGCUCCUCAACGAGGACGAGGUCUAGAUCCGCCCACUCAUGCUGUUUUGUACCAUAGUCCCCUCUCUCCAGACACGCAUUAUAAUUAAGUACAUUUGUUAGUUUUAAAGUCUGUUUAUUUACGAGUUACUAAAAAUAAUUGGAGCUUGGA